Lichtheimia ornata is the source of this 555-nucleotide messenger RNA. RefSeq lists its product as uncharacterized. The record is from RefSeq and is a predicted model, not a curated record. Gene Ontology annotation, biological process: mitochondrial proton-transporting ATP synthase complex assembly. NCBI's taxonomy places the organism in Eukaryota, Fungi, Mucoromycota, Mucoromycetes, Mucorales, Lichtheimiaceae. The transcript has a single exon. The coding region runs from base 1 to 555 and encodes 184 amino acids. Gene Ontology annotation, cellular component: mitochondrial membrane.
AUGCUUCGAUCAGCUCUUGCCCGACGAUUCAACAGCACUGUAGCCUCAAAAGCACCCGAGGUUAUUUAUACUGGCCCUAUGGCCAACGUUGCCAAAAAGUUAAAGCUGUUCUCCAUUACCUCGCUUGGUCUCGGUGUCGGCAUUUCACCCUUUGUCUACUUGAUCGAUGUCCCUGUGCCAUUCAUUGCAAAGACAGCUCUUGUCGGUGCCGCCGUUGCUACCAGUGCAGCUUCCACAGGAUUGAUCCAAUGGGUCAUGUCGCCCUAUGUGACCAAGAUUACGCAGUCGUCGCCUGAUCAAGUAACGUUGCAUACGUUGAGCUUCCUGGCCAAGGAACAUACCACCACUGUCCCUGUCAAUGCACUCGCCCCUGCUACUCGGAUAUUCACCAGCUUGAUGGUCCAAGAUCCUUCACAAGCCAAAGCUCAACUCGUCGCAUCAGGUAAACCUGCAAAGCCAAAGAUGUUAUUCUAUGUGCAUCCCGAGUUAUGCGAAGAGGAAGGUACUCCCAUCAAGAACAUUGUUGAUAAGACCGGUAUUGGCAAAGGCUUUUAA